Messenger RNA from Hibiscus syriacus, 927 nucleotides. Its product is annotated as polyubiquitin-like. The record is from RefSeq and is a predicted model, not a curated record. NCBI's taxonomy places the organism in Eukaryota, Viridiplantae, Streptophyta, Magnoliopsida, Malvales, Malvaceae. Gene Ontology annotation, biological process: protein ubiquitination; modification-dependent protein catabolic process. Gene Ontology annotation, cellular component: nucleus; cytoplasm. The transcript has 3 exons. Gene Ontology annotation, molecular function: protein tag activity; ubiquitin protein ligase binding. The coding region runs from base 74 to 682 and encodes 202 amino acids.
AUUAUUCCCUCUACCACGAACAUCCUAAAAGAGUCAACUCUCCACUUCGAUCGUCCUCCGUUUACGAACCGGUAUGAAGAUCUUCAUCGAAACACUUUCCACCGGUAAAACCAUAACUAUCGAUGUCGAAAGCUCCGACACCAUCGAUAACGUCAAGGCGAAGAUCCACGAUAUGCAAAGCCUUAUCUUCUCCGGGAAGCAACUCGAUGAUGGUUGUCGAACUUUGGCCGAUUAUAACAUCCGGCAGGACUCGACGCUUGGUUUGGUUUUCACGUUUCCUCGUCGGAUGCCGAUCUUUGUCAAGACUUUAACAGGGAAGAAGAUUCAAUUGGAGGUGGAGAGUUGGGAUACGAUCGGCAACGUGAAGGAGAAGAUUCAGGAUAAAGAAGGGAUUCCAUGGUAUCAACAAGUUCUGAGUUUUGGUGGGAUGCAGUUGGAAGAUGGGAAAACAUUGGGUGAUUACAAUAUUCAGAAACAAUCCACUCUUCACUUUGUAUUGCGUCUUCAGACACUUUGUUGCGAGGAAGAUACAAGUGAAGAAUCAAAGCUUAAAUUCUUUGAAGACGAGGAAAGAAAUGUAGCUAGCAUGCAUAAUUUCAUUGGAAACCGUUCAAAAUCAGUUGAUGGAAGAAAGGCUAUUCGCUGUACAAUCAUGGAAUUUCUUGCCAUUGUUCGAGGGUAGAGUUGAAGUACGAAUCGAGGGUAGAGAAAUUCGAAUUGAGAAUUUUGACCUGAAGAAAAUGGUAAAAAUAGAUGAAGUACAAAGGAUAGAGAAGAGGAAAGAGAAAUUAAGAAUCUACAAAGUCGAAAUAGAAAAGGUAAGGAAUGAUGCAAUGUUGUGUAAGGCUGCUUUGAUUGUUUCGUGGCUACUUUAUGUUGUAAUUAAAUUAGUCUUUUAGUGUAGUGGUUUAGUUAUUGAUUCUAGUG